AUGGUCAAAGAAAAGAGAGCUUGCUACGGAUGUCUCAACUUAGGACACCGUUUCAACGAAUGCAGAAAUAAACGAGUCUGCAAAAAGAAAGCAAGAAUUCCAAAACCACGCGAAACGAACGAAUCAGAGGAGGAAGAGAAGGAAGAAGAAAUUCAGAAAAUCGAACAAAUCCAAUCCUCAUAUAAUGGAGGAAGAAUUGGUUACUUGGUCUGCCCCGUCGUAAUAGAAUCGGCCAAAGGACCGGUGGAUGGCUUCGUCGUGUUGGAUAGCCUCUCGUCAAUAACCACCAUGUCAGACGCGACCGCCGAACAGUUAGGGCUGAAGGGUCCAGCCGAACCAUUAUCCGUUAAAGGGAUUAACUCCACAGCCAAGUACCCCAUGUCGCAGAAGUUUAAGCUUCACAUUCACCAUAAGGAGGAUAAUGCAAGUUUCCCUCUGCAAGUGAAAACCAUGCCCAAACUCGAUCUUCCCAGCCAAUCUCUUCCGCAGUCUGUCCUUUCAAAGUACAAACACUUGCAAGGACUUGGAAUUCAGCCGUAUGAUGAUGUCCGUCCUACGCUCAUAAUUGGUAUGGACCACCCACACCUUCAUGUGCAUUUGGAACACAGGAUGGGAAGAAGCCCCAACGCUCCCAUUGCAGUUCGAACCAAGCUUGGCUGGAUGGUGAUUGGGAAUCUCAACCCUUACAACAAACAACACUAUUCUUUCCUCAUGCGCGAAGAAGACGAUUUGCACCACAUUGUUAAGGAUUUUAUGUCAAAUGAAUCCUUUGGAACACUUCCAAGCAACAGCAAGCCAAGAAAUAAAGAAGAUGUACGAGCUCAAUCCAUCCUCGACUCAACCCUGCGACGAGUUCAAGACGGGUGGGAGGUUGGAUUACUUUGGAGAGAGGAUGAUGUCACACUUCCAGACUCCAAACCGCUAGCACUCCAUCGACUGAUGCAAAUGGAACGCAAAAUGGAUCGCGAUGCCACAUUUGCGAACCAAUAUGUAACCCGAAUAGAAGAAUAUGUGGGAAAAGGAUUCGCACGCAAGUUAUCCCCAGAAGAAACUACACAAGUUACUCCGAAGACAAAUUACCUCCCACAUUUCAUGGCCUACAAUCCGAAAAAGCCAAAGAAACGCUUUGUGUUCGAUGCCGCAGCCAAGGUGAGAGGAAAAAGUCUGAAUGACCUCCUCCAAGGACCAGACAAGAUGGCAUCACUACCAGGAAUAUUGCUAAAAUUCCGUCAACGACCCAUUGGAAUCACGGCGGACAUCGAAGACAUGUUCCACCGGGUCAGGGUUCGAAAAGAAGAUACGCAGGCUCAACGCUUUCUCUGGCGUGCCCUUGAUCGGACCAGAGAACCCGACGAAUACGAGAUGGGCGUCCUCAUAUUUGGUGCUACAUGCUCGCCUGCAUGUGCACAAGAAGCAAAGGACAGGAAUGCUGCCGAAUUUCAGCAUCAACUUCCCCAGGCGUAUGAUGCUAUUGUGAAGAAGCACUACGUUGACGCCCUUUUGGAUUCCACUAACACGGUGGAAGAAGCAAUCCAACUUCAGCAACAAACUUGUGAAGUUCAGUUAAAGGGAGGAUUCAAACUGAGGAACUGGUUAUCGAACUCCGUCGAGGUAAUGGCUUCCAUCCCAGAGGACCUCAGAGCCAGUUCCAUGAAGAAUUUGGAUAUGAGUGAUGUCCAAAUUGAGAGAAUUUUGGGAAUGUUUUGGAAACCGGACGAAGAUACAUUUACUUUCUCCAUGAACUUUCUCAAAGCCCACCAAUCUGUACUACAGGGAGAGAAGAUCCCUACAAAACGUGAAGUCCUCGCCCUUGUCAUGUCACUUUAUGACCCGUUAGGCUUUCUGUCGCUAUUCACAGUCAAAGCAAAACUAAUCAUUCAGCGAGCGCGGAAGAACAAUAUUGGAUGGGAUGAUCCAAUUCCAGUCUCAGCCCAGGAACAUUGGAACUCGUGGCUGACCGAACUCAAAAGUAUAUCAAAUUUUAUAAUCCCACGCUGUUAUUCCCCAAUUCUGACCACAUCAAAACAAGUCCAACUCCACAUUUUCGGAGACGCUGGCGAAGAAGCUUAUGGAGCUGUCGCUUAUCUUCGAAUUUCAGGAGAAGAUGAGGUGACCACAACUCUCGUCAUGGCCAAAUCAAAGGUUGCCCCCUUGAAGCAACUCUCCAUCCCUCGACUCGAGCUACAAGCAGCAGUGAUAGGCGCUCGCAUCGCAAAAUUCAUCACUGAAGAAUUAGAAGUACCACUAUCCAAAACAAUUUAUUGGAGUGAUAGCAGUACAGUACUUCAUUGGAUCAGAGCAGAAGGCCGCAGAUAUCAACAAUUUGUUGGCCACCGAGUCGGAGAAAUUCACGAGUUGACCAGCACGCAGCAGUGGAGAUGGAUUCCAACCCACGAAAAUGUGGCAGACGAGAUGACCCGCAUCUCCAAGAAAUCCGAAUGGGGAUAA
Molecule: messenger RNA, 2448 nt
Organism: Folsomia candida
Lineage: Eukaryota; Metazoa; Arthropoda; Collembola; Entomobryomorpha; Isotomidae
Exons: 2
Coding region: 1-2448 (815 amino acids)
Source: RefSeq, a predicted model, not a curated record